Messenger RNA from Rhagoletis zephyria (snowberry fruit fly), 1556 nucleotides. RefSeq names its product pegasus (gene peg). Lineage: Eukaryota; Metazoa; Arthropoda; Insecta; Diptera; Tephritidae. The record is from RefSeq and is a predicted model, not a curated record. Gene Ontology annotation, molecular function: protein binding.
UCCACUGAUACGGUGAUCCGCAGUUCCGCCGAGACGCCAAGUUGCUGCGUUGUUGUGCCGCAAAAAUUCUAUAAAACUAACAAACUCUUCGCGAUCGAGUGUGAUUCUUUUCUACCUUCGUGUGCGACAGUGUUGACUGCGGCUGAUUGAUCGUCAUCGUCGAUCCAUCGAUCGAUUGUUCAUUCAAGUGUUCAGUUUAAUUCGGUGUAUCCAGCAUUUGGCUCUUGACAUGACUUUUUGUUUAACCUAAGCACUUCGCUUAGUGCACAUUUUUGCGGAGGAUCAAACGUACUUACUACAUACAAACAUACAAGAAAUACUACCUGUUGAGUCCCAUUAUCCUCGUCAACUUAUCUGGUCGUGAUUUCUUUUGACAUUUGCCGCCAUACAUCAAACACCAUUAUUAUUGACUGGUUUCGACGAAAUAAGCUUGCAACAUUGUAUGCCAAGGCGCCGCCAACAAACCCGCAUACAAACUUACAGACAGUAAAAUCAAGUACAUAGACGCAGCUUCCAUAUACAACGGCGAAGGCUCCAAGUCGGUUUCUAAUACUUAGCGUUUGCCUAACGAGGAUACUGUUACCACGGUCAACUGAACGCUCUCCCAGGCAUCCAUUCGGCCCAGUGUCAAAUCACGCGGGUGCUUUGUGUGUGUACUUUUGUGAAUUAUAUGUACAUAAGUGUUUCAAUUGAUCGCCAUCGAUCGCGCGAACAUUGGUUGCCAAUCGCGCACGUUACGGUCCAUCGAUCGAUUCAGUUUGCUUUCAUCCUCGGCAUUGUGCGUUUAUUAGAGCCGCAAAGAGGCGCUUGAAUCUUCCGUUCGUAUCGCAACGUACACACAAAUAUAUAUGUAUGUACAUACAUAUCAUAGUUUGUAGCGAAGUUUUAUUUAAUCGGAGCAAAUAAUUUAUUGUACCAAAGUGCACUGAAACUAAAACAUAAUAAUCGUUUAUCUCCAAAACGUGUCUUCGUAAUUGUAUUUGAAAAACACAACGUUAAACGAGGCGCCAAGUCAAUAACCUAUAUAACCAGUGGGUGUAAGAAAAGUGAGGAUUUAUAUUUUGUGUCUCGACAUCGCAUCAAGUGAUUAGUUUUACUGUUAAAAAAAUUUGAAUAAUUAGCGACACUCUUCAACAAAAUAAAGAAGGUGAACAUUUUAUUGUAUGUACUAAACAUCGCGUCGUUCCCAGUUUGAUCUGAUUGCUAAUAAAACAAACUGAAUCAUACAUUGAACUACUUAUUGGAUUAAUUUAGUUGCUGUUGUUCCAGUAUAAUCAAAUCAAACAAUAUGAAGCUCUACGCAGUUCUUCUCGCAUUUGUCCUGUACGCCAUCACAUUCGUGCAUUCGUUCGCGAUAUCCGAUACGAAUGUAAAAUGUCAACUGAAUUGCGAUUUGCAGGACUUUAAACCUGUGUGUGGCACGGACGAUGCUGGUGAGACCAAAUCAUUCAACAAUCUAUGCAUUCUGAAGACAGAGAAUUGCCUGCGACAACUUUCAUUCCAAAAAACCGCCGAUGGUGAAUGUCCCUAGAUGCUAUUUAAACAUUCUAAUUAUA